Striga hermonthica is the source of this 987-nucleotide messenger RNA. The record is from the annotation of a GenBank genome assembly. Lineage: Eukaryota; Viridiplantae; Streptophyta; Magnoliopsida; Lamiales; Orobanchaceae.
AUGUUUGCAUUCAAAGCUGAAGAGCAGAGCCAGCUGCAGAUCGUGGAAAGAGAAGAGAUCGAAGAUGAAGAAGAACUGUUCGAAGCAAUUGACAAACUGACAGCUCAUGGAAUCAAUGCUGGAGAUGUGAAGAAGCUGCAGGAUGCUGGAAUCUAUACGUGCAAUGGUCUAAUGAUGCACACGAAGAAGAAUCUGACUGGGAUCAAAGGACUGUCUGAGGCAAAAGUUGAUAAGAUCUGUGAAGCUGUAGAAAAGAUAGUGAACUUUGGUUAUAUUACUGGAAGUGAUGCUCUGUUGAAAAGGAAAUCAGUCGUUCGCAUCACAACUGGAAGUCAGUCUCUAGAUGAACUCUUAGGGGGUGGCAUCGAAACUUCGGCAAUCACAGAAGCUUUUGGGGAGUUCAGAUCUGGAAAAACACAGCUGGCUCACACUCUCUGUGUUUCCACACAGCUUCCAACUAGCAUGAAAGGAGGAAAUGGGAAAGUUGCUUACAUCGACACAGAGGGGACAUUCCGACCGGAUCGAAUCAUACCCAUUGCUGAAAGAUUUGGAAUGGACCCAGGAGCUGUGCUUGACAAUAUCAUAUAUGCCCGUGCUUACACAUAUGAGCAUCAGUACAAUCUGCUUCUUGGUCUAGCAGCCAAAAUGGCUGAGGAGCCUUUCCGUCUUCUGAUUGUUGAUUCGGUAAUAGCCCUUUUUCGGGUUGACUUCACAGGCAGAGGAGAACUUGCAGAACGUCAGCAAAAAUUGGCUCAGAUGCUCUCGAGGCUGAUGAAGAUAGCCGAGGAAUUCAAUGUGGCUGUCUACAUGACCAACCAGGUUAUUGCUGACCCUGGAGGGGGAGUCUUCAUUUCUGAUCCUAAGAAGCCAGCUGGUGGUCACGUCUUGGCCCAUGCAGCCACCAUAAGGCUCAUGUUCAGGAAAGGCAAAGGCGAGCAACGUGUCUGCAAGGCUGAGACUGUAAAACAAGUCAUUAUUGGGAGCUGA